AUGCUCAGAACAACGACAAGAAGGCUGGUAGCCCGAGGCUCAGCAACUCGCAGGACGUCGGUGCGGCAGUUAUCGACCGUGGACAUUGUGCGCCCCGUGGAAACCGCUCUCAACGCCAUCCACGACUUCUCGGGCUUGCCGUGGUGGGCCGUCAUUCCUCUCGUCACACUGACUCUGCGAUCUACCGUGACUCUUCCGAUAGCCAUUUCAACGCGGCUGCGAGCACAGAAACAACACGAGCUGAGACCGUUGAUAUCGGCGCUGGGACCCAUUUUGCGGGCAAAGCUGGCUUUCAACGCCAACAAGGCUGAGACCGCUCUAACGGCUCCCCAGAUCGAAAUGCUGGCCAUGAAAGAACGCCGGAAACGACGGGUCAAGCUGUACAAGGAGCACGGGUGCGAAAUGUGGAAGUCGCUGUUCAUCGGACCGCUCGUCCAGCUGCCCAUCUGGAUCACAAUGUCGCUGGCAGUACGAGCAAUGUGUGGAUGGACCGUGGUCAAGGGUAUUCCUGUUGUCAAGAGCAUGGGCACCGAGGGAGCGCUGUGGUUCCCCGAUCUGCUCAUGAUGGAUCAUUCGGGAGUGCUUCCGGCCGCUGUGGGCAUCAUCACGCUGCUCAACGUUGAACUGACUACCAAAGCACAGGCCCAAGCGAUGGGAACAACGGGGUCGGAGGGUCCCAAACUGCCCAAAAUGAUGGCCAACUUUGCCCGUGUCGGAGCCAUUGCAUUGUUCAGCAUCGCCGCACAAACACCAACAGCCGUGUGUCUGUACUGGAUCUCAUCGUCGGGCUUCUCGCUGAUCCAAAACGUGCUUCUCAACAAGUACAUGCCUCUCCGAGAAGAACCGCCAAUGUUCACGGCGGCCAAUUACGAGGCACUGGAGAAGAUUGGCAAGACGGAUCAAAUCGAGGUGAUCAUUCCCAAACUGAAGGGGAUCGAACAUUAG
This is a messenger RNA of Yarrowia lipolytica CLIB122, 945 nucleotides long. RefSeq lists its product as uncharacterized. Gene Ontology annotation, cellular component: mitochondrial inner membrane. NCBI's taxonomy places the organism in Eukaryota, Fungi, Ascomycota, Dipodascomycetes, Dipodascales. Gene Ontology annotation, molecular function: membrane insertase activity. The record is from RefSeq and is a predicted model, not a curated record. Gene Ontology annotation, biological process: protein insertion into mitochondrial inner membrane from matrix; mitochondrial respiratory chain complex IV assembly.